UCAUUUGAUACGGAAAUGAACACCAAAAUGGGCUGAAGCGUUACAUUUCUCAACGUUUAAAUAUAUAAUAUAUAUAAAAACGUUGUCUAGCUGACUUAAUUUUUGUUUACUUUUAUAGAAAUAUAUAUCUGGACUAUUAUUAAUUGAAGCAAAGCGAAAUUGUACACCUCAUCCAACGUAUGUCUAUGCAUACUAUACCAAUAGCAAUUCGAUUCAAUGUACAAAUCUCAUCAAAUUUAUAACGGAAACUUCGAUAAUGACAUCACCAUUAUUAUUAGCAGAACAACAUAUCAAGUUUUAUCAUAAUAUGAAAAACAAAAAUGUUAAAGGCAAAUGAAAUAAUUUUAGGUUCAAUUUUGGUUUAUUUUACUUAUCGCUGGCGGUUGAUGGUAACAACUAUACUCGCAAUCACACACACAUUCAUUACCAUUACCAUUAUCGCUGACAUGGCUAUGUUGUUAGCAUUGAAAACAAAGCAUUUUUACAAAUAUCCACGAAAAAUACAGACAAAUGAUAGCAAAUGCAUUUAUUUUAAGCACAUCAAUCAAAGGACAAAUCGAUUUGAAAAAAUUACCUCCAUGAAUUUUUUUCGUGAAAAGAAAACUUAUUUUCAUUCCAAGGAAAAAUUUAAUCUUCUUAAUUCUACAAUGUUUGACGCAAUUUCAAUGAAAUCGGGUACUAAAAAAAACUUUUUUCCACAAGCAUAUUUGAAAAACAUAUAUGAUUCAGUAGUUAUUGUUCAAAUGGUGCAAAUAGUUUUGUCUAAUGAAAAAUCAUCUGUUGCUGAACCAGUACAACAAACUGAAAAUGUAACCAACAAUGGGUCUCUCAUGACUUCAAAUGGGAUGCCAGUGACCACAGCACAAACAGUUGCUACUGAAAAUACUGACGUACAUACCGCAACAACAUCAAAAUCCAACAUUUGCAAAAUAAUUGAGGAUGAUAAAUCAGAAAAAACUUCUUCACAAUCAACUAAUAUACCAAUUCAAGCUGUUUUUGCUCCGAAUGUAAAUACAUCGCCCAAUAAAAACUCAAAUGUUAUCAUGGUAAAAAGAUCAAAAUUGAAAGGGCAUUCAAAUGAAAUACCAGUCUCAAUCUUCCGCCCAAUGAGUGUAUCAACAAUGUCAAAGUCAAAUAUCAAACGAUCAUCACAUGCCGCAUCUGGUCGCAGUGUUAUAAUUAUGAAUAAAUUGGAUCAAAUGAAAAACGGCUCAAAUUCUAACAAAACCGAAGCCUAUGAAAUUCCAGCUAAAACAAAUAAUUUGUUACGUAUCCUGAAUUCACCACCGAAACCAAUUAAUGCCAGUACACUACCUGCAAACUUGAAACAGACAAUAUCCAGUACACAAGUCUUUGAUUACCAGAAACCAAUAAAAUCUCAAACAACUGGGGCUAGUGAUGCUCAGAUUCCGGUCACAAAAAAUGAAAACAUCAUAAAUAUGGACCAAACGAAGCUACGAAAUUUACUAAAUGAUCAAAAUGGUAGCAAGAAAUUGAAUAAUAAUUUUUUUCUUUGCAAAACUGAAGGUAAAGUUAUUCGAUUAACACCAUUGAUGGGUUCGAAUUGUUUUAACAAUAUUGCCACGGCUACUGUUUUACCAUCAAUUACAAAUGGAGUGAGAGUAGUUGAAGAUAUCCAACAGAAACCUAUUUGCCCGAUAAUUAUUGACAAAAAGGACCCAGUAUCUUCAAAAUCUCCACCACCAUUAACCUUAGCGAUCUCAGCCACAAAUACAUCGGUUGCCAAGACUUCAUCUUUUACAACUCAUUCCAUUUUUGAUGACAUUUAUACUAAAUUUUUAAAUACAAAAGAGGCUCACAUAGAUAGUAUCAAAAAUAACUUAGAAAUGGAAAGGCAAAAUACUACAACAGCAUCAACACAAAUAUAUAAUUCCAAAUUUAAAUCAAAUUUCUAUACAAUUCCAACUUCACACGAAAUUAUUUCAUCGAAACAACAUACAAAAACAUUUUUGCAGCGUCAAAAUUUGGAAAAUUCUGAAGAAAUUAACACUAAUAGUUCAAUAUCAACUACAUUAAGCAAUGGUAAAUCGAAUACAAUGACAAAUCCAAGCCAAUCAACUUCGACAGUUUUCUUGAAACAUGUUCCGAAAACUUUAUAUCCACAGUCAAAAACUGAUGUUUGUGAUAUUUUAGUAACUAAUGAGAAUAAUUUGAAGAUUUUGCAAAAGCCAACUAAUGAUAUUAGCAACACAAAUGCAGCCACAACUACAAAUACGGCAUUGAAUCAAAUUCAUAUCUUUCCAUUGAUUGCAAAUAGUCGAAAUUUGGCUCGGACUAACUAUGUUCGUCCUCAAGUAAUUAUUACCAGUACAAACACAACUGAUAGCCGAAUUCAAAGUAUUGAACCGGACAAACGGAAUUUAGUCGAUCAACUUCGCGAAUUUGAUAUGGUAAUGGAGCAAAUAAAAGAGGAACGCAAUACAAAUGAAGCAACCGACAAUUUGGUAUUGAGUAAUUUAAAUGGUAUAUUGAACCAUCAUAUAGUUGACAGUCAAAUAAAAUCGGCUGGAUUACAACAGAAGAUAAAUUUAGCUAUAAUAAAAAAAAGCAAAGCAAUUACCACACAGAAAACUGUGGAUUUGCUUGAGGCAAAACAAAGUACAAGCACAUCAGUUGUUGUUGUCAGCAAUGCAAACGUUGCCACGAUGAAAAGUAUUGAGCCACAAAAAGAUAUCAGUACAAAAUCAAAUGUAGAUUCAUCAGUAAUACAAUCGACAUUAGAAAAUGUUGCUUCUGUUAAAAUUAACUCAGCAAAUCUAAAGACAGUGUCACAAUCAUUAAACCAAAAUGCUGCUGCCAAACAUCCACAAAAGCCACAAGAAGAUGAGCAUACCGUUCAAAGAAUCUAUGAUAUUUUGGCUCAAUAUGCUGAGCAAAUAAGUACUUCGCCCGAUCUAAAUAACAAACCAGCACCUAGACGACGAAUUCGUAUGGUUUCAUCAAAAUCGUCCGUUUUAUCAUCGUCGUCAUCAUCAUCAUCAACAACAACAGUCAGUUCAAUCAUAAAUUCUUGUUCGAAUUCAAAUAGUUCCAAUGAAUCUUAUCAAAGUGCCAAAAUGAAUGAAUCCCGAAAACGUUUCUUAAGUCUACAAAAUGAUGAUCAGUGUGGUACUGAUUGUAUUAGCACCAUUGAUUCAAUUACAAUUCAGCAACCGGCUGAAAAGAAACGAUGCCUAUCCAAUAUUAAGUUGGAAGCGAAUGAUUUUAUAUUGGCAACUGUUCCAUCACUGUCAUCGUAUACUUCACCCCCAAAAUCCAAUUCGAACGACAUGUUAAAGACAAGUAAUCAGAUUAUCAUCACAACAACGAAUUCUCAACAGCAAUACAAUACAAAUUUGAUUCGGGCCACAGUGAAGCAAGAUGGAAAUAAUCCAAUGCUUAAAAAUAUCAACACAAAUUUAUACAACGAUUCAAACAAACUAAAACCACUCACAAUUGGUAUUGCAAAUAAUUCCGGCGGCAAUGAUUCAUCAGAGAUGCCACAAACACAAUCUCCAGCUACCAUUUUACUUCCUAACGUGUCUAUGGUAGUUUCAGCCGAACAAAAUCUUCAACAUACUAAAAAAAAAUUUACAAACUCAAAAAAUACUUCCAAUGAUGGCUUUUAUGGAUUCACUUCAGGAUUUCCAUAUAAAAUAAAUAUAACCAGUCCAAAUAAAUGUCGACAAACGUUAAAACAAUGCGUUCCAGGACAAAGCUAUCGAAACGACAACUACAUAUUGCCAAGGAGCCUUUUGAAAUAUGGUAAAAAUCAUACGGCUAUCGGUGAAAAAUCAAAAAUAAAUCAAACGAUCCAUUCUAAUGUCACAACUGUUAUGAUACCAUCGACAACAAAUAUUCAACGCGACAGCACUAACAUAAAAAUUGUUUCCAAUUCAGAUAUCAAAAGAGAUAUUUCCAAACCAAAACACAUUCAGUUUAAUAUUACGAAGAAACGAGAGAGUCUUGCAACAAUUCCAGCAACAUCAUUACAAUCACCAGUCGGAUCAACGCUACUGUUGAGGACAUUAUCAGGAAGAAAUUUUACCGACAUUCAAAAUGAAACAUCGGAUGAUGAAAUCCACACGAUACGUGAUAGCUCAAGUGAGAAUUCAAGUAAUAAAUUGCCAACAUUCACUCCAAUUAAAACGCACCAAUCGAGCAUUCCACCUUUCGUUGAAAGUAUUCAACUUCCCUCGCAAAUUUUUCAGUCGAAUCGUGGUAUCCUAAUACUUGACGGCAAUAAGUAUGCAACGCUUCUAACAACAAAUUGUACUAUACCAACCGCAACUGCACCAAUUAUAAGUGAUAGUGGUCUUGGAAGUAUCAAAUCAUCAGAUUCCACAAAUGAGCCCAAAGUAACAGCAAUUACAACAUCAAGGACAACGAUUAACGUAAAGUCUAAACUCUCAAAAAUUGAUAUGGAAGUACCUGUAUGUAACAGUGAACAUGAUUUUCUACUUCAUAAUGGUUUAAAUGUUGGUUCACCAAAAUGUAGCGAUGAUGGCACGGAUGUGACAUUUGAUGACUUUCAACAAAAUGAUCAAAUAUUUUCGAUGAAAAAAUUACCAACUCUAUUUAGUGAGAAUUUUUUGAAGAACUCCGACGAUAUUUUACAUCAAAAUGACGAUUCCGAUAAUAACGUAAUUGAUGAUACACAGGAGAUGAUUUUCCACCAGCAUGGUAAGUCAAGCGAUAAUGUGGUGAUAAUUGACAAGCAAAAAUCUGAUUCAUUAACAUUGAAUUCGGUAUCAUCAGAUUCUCAUCGUACACACGGUAUCACCCGUACACACGGUAUCAUUGAGCGUGAGUUACGUUUACAAAAAUCACUAUCAAUAGUGAAUGACGUCGAAUAUCAAGAUCUAGGUGUCGAUGAACUUGCCCCGAACGACUUAUUCCCCGAUGCAUUCAUCACUUUUUAGUGUCGUUUAGACGUUUGUGGUGUGAAAUAAACCUAAUUGCGAAAUCAUGUUAAAUAUCGUACAGGCAUUGCGUUCAUACAAAAACUUACAUGUUUGGUGACUUUACCUUUCCAUCUUUUUUAUCUUUGAAGCGUCAAUAGUCUUAAAUGGCAAAAAAAAACUUUACUGCUCUCAGAAAUUAGAAUUUGGUAGUUAUUGAAUUAGUACUGCAUGUUCAGUAAGUAUCUUUCGGGUAAUAAAUUAGGGUGGUUUUUUUUUGGUCAUUUUUCGGAAUUUGUUGGGCAAAUAUUUUUUUUGUGUCUAUUAGACGUCAGAAACAACAUACCGGUGUAAUUU
This is a messenger RNA of Contarinia nasturtii (swede midge), 5258 nucleotides long. RefSeq lists its product as uncharacterized. NCBI's taxonomy places the organism in Eukaryota, Metazoa, Arthropoda, Insecta, Diptera, Cecidomyiidae. The transcript is spliced from 2 exons. The record is from RefSeq and is a predicted model, not a curated record. Bases 321 to 4922 code for a protein of 1533 amino acids.